Podospora pseudocomata is the source of this 1560-nucleotide messenger RNA. RefSeq lists its product as uncharacterized. Lineage: Eukaryota; Fungi; Ascomycota; Sordariomycetes; Sordariales; Podosporaceae. Gene Ontology annotation, molecular function: protein binding. Bases 1 to 1560 code for a protein of 519 amino acids. The transcript has 2 exons. The record is from RefSeq and is a predicted model, not a curated record.
AUGGCUUCUGCUCAGGACGUCUUAAUCUCCCUCCCAGUGGAUAAUCUCAUCGACAUUAUUUCCUGCCUCGAUCCCGUUUCUCUCAUCGCCCUUUCUCAAACCUCCAAGGGCCUUCGCGACUUUAUCAACCCUCUUGAACAUGACUUUCAACAGCGCCUACUCGCUCUCGAACCUCUUCCCAAGAAUGGUGGCCCGGAGCCGGACGACUACCCAGGCUACCCAUUUCGGCACCCGAGAUUUCGUCUUUUACACGAGGCCAUACCACAGAUGACAAACCGUGGCCGGGACUGGUGGGCUAGCAGCAGAUACGCUUGUUUCGGUUGCAGGAAGCUUCUCUCGAAUGCCAUGUUUGAUGACAGUGAGUUGUUCAACACAGCCACAAGGAAACCUUGGAUGAGAAGUUCCGAAGUGCAGAAGAUGGCCCUCACAGAUUGGAAACUUGCAACCACGACAGAGAGCAGGCUCUCAUCAAUUCAGAGGCGAGCGGAGCAAGACAGAGAACUCACCGAGCAGUACCGGCAGCAGUAUCAGACGUCCUUCGACUGGAUCAAAGCAGUGAACAGGGAACUGAAUGAUGACGAAGAUGUAGAGGAAGUUCGCAGGAAGUGCGAAAACGGCAUUGAAGAGACAAGCCCUCACAUCGUCGGCAAGGCUCGUCACGAACGGAGGUGCGUGGAGUGUAAGUUCCAGCGCCACCUCUACCGUGACCGCCCUGCCCAUCAGCUUUUAUGUGGCAACACCGAUGCCCCAAUCAUUUUCUCCCGAAAGGACGUGGGUUUGGGGUUGGACUUCAACAGGCUGUUCCCCGGUCUCUUGCCAAAAGUAUUGGUACCACCCAAAUUGAAGCGGAUACUGGCUCAUUUGUGCUCCAUGCAAGAGUGGCACUCCGUUGAUGAGCCGCUGCAUCCUGAUAUCCUGAAGACGGAUUCUGAAGACGCGGAACCUGAAGACGUGGAAUCUGCAGCUGAACCUCAACAGCUUCCACUGCGGGUCAGAUGUCCAAGCUGUGAAAAAUGGCAACCAACUGUGGCAUUUGGAAUGAUUGUGUUGUGGCCGUUUCGCCAUUUCAGCCAGCUCAGGCUGGACCACCAAGGGUCACCUUUGUGUCAUUACUGUCACGUCAAAGCCCACGGCAAAGCUGCAACGGCAGCAAGAUUGUACCAACCGGCCGAGAAGAUUAUCGACACGGAAAUUUACCUGCAACUUGACCACCUUGCAGAAGGGUGGGAGCAAAACUUGGGCCUGAUACGCAAAGUAAUGGCGAAAACAGACCUAGAGGGGACAUGGAACAAGCUGGUUACGCUCCAUGAUGAUUUAGAUAGCGAUGAGCUCAGGCGGGCUCUAGACUGGAGUGCUCUGGGACCCUCUCCCACUAUCAAUCUCAAAGACAGAAUUGAGUUCAAACACAUUCACACCCUGUCAUUGCGCAAGCGCUUGGCUCGGGAUAGCCUGGUCCCAUUUUGGGACAGGAUCAACGGAUUGGGUACGGCUGAAACUAUUUUCGGGCUGCAUUUCUUUCUGGAACAAUGGGAUGGUUACACCCCCGCCAUGUCAUCAUAA